AUGACCGUGAUGACUCCUGCUCCCAUUGAUCAGCAACAGCAGGAGGAUGAGGAGAUGCUUGUCCCGCACACUGUUCCACAGGCUGAUUUGGCUGAGAAUAAUCACGAACCUAUGGAUGUUGUUGCUCAACCUGAAAUUGCCAACCCAGUGGAGCCUGCCGAGGAUCCUACACCAUCAAGAUUCACAUGGAGAAUCGACAACUUUUCUAGGAUGAACACGAAAAAGCUCUAUUCAGAUGUAUUUUUUGUUGGGAGUUUCAAAUGGCGUGUACUUAUUUUCCCAAAAGGGAACAAUGUCGACUAUUUGUCCAUGUAUUUGGAUGUUGCAGAUUCAACUAGUUUGCCCUACGGUUGGAGCAGAUAUGCACAGUUUAGCUUAGCAGUUGUUAAUCAAAUCCAUGCUAAGUACAGUGUGAGAAAAGACACGCAGCAUCAGUUCAAUGCACGAGAAAGUGAUUGGGGUUUCACAUCCUUCAUGCCUCUUGGUGAAUUGUAUGAUCCUAGUAGAGGGUAUCUUAUGAAUGAUACUCUUAUAAUUGAAGCCGAGGUCCUUGUCCGUAGGAUUGUUGAUUACUGGACUUAUGAUUCAAAAAAGGAGACGGGAUAUGUUGGGCUCAAGAACCAGGGAGCUACAUGUUAUAUGAAUUCUCUGCUCCAAACUCUGUACCAUAUUCCUUAUUUCCGGAAGGCUGUAUACCAUAUGCCUACAACAGAGAAUGAUAUGCCCUCUGGAAGCAUCCCCUUGGCUCUGCAAAGUUUGUUUUACAAGCUCCAGUAUAGUGACACCAGUGUCGCAACAAAAGAGCUGACAAAAUCGUUUGGGUGGGAUACUUACGAUUCUUUCUUGCAGCACGAUGUUCAAGAACUAAAUAGAGUUCUUUGUGAAAAACUUGAAGACAAAAUGAAGGCAACUGUUGUUGAAGGAACUAUACAGAAAUUGUUUGAAGGGCACCACAUGAACUAUAUUGAGUGCAUCAAUGUGGACUAUAAAUCAACACGAAAGGAGUCAUUUUAUGACCUUCAACUUGAUGUCAAAGGCUGUCCUGAUGUUUAUGCUUCAUUUGACAAAUAUGUUGAAGUUGAACGUCUUGAGGGAGACAACAAAUACCAUGCUGAACAAUAUGGUUUGCAGGAUGCUAAGAAAGGUGUUCUGUUCAUCGAUUUUCCUCCAGUUUUGCAGCUUCAACUGAAAAGAUUUGAAUAUGACUUUAUGCGGGAUACUAUGGUAAAGAUUAAUGAUCGUUAUGAGUUUCCAUUGCAACUUGAUCUUGAUCGAGACAAUGGAAAAUAUUUAUCACCUGAUGCUGAUAGGAAUGUCCGCAAUCUUUACACACUUCAUAGUGUUCUGGUUCACAGUGGUGGUGUGCACGGUGGACAUUACUAUGCUUUUAUCAGACCCACUCUCUCCGAUCAGUGGUACAAAUUUGAUGAUGAGAGGGUGACAAAAGAAGACCCUAAACGGGCAUUAGAGGAGCAAUAUGGUGGUGAGGAAGAGUUACCGCAGACAAAUCCUGGAUUCAAUAACAGUCCUUUUAAAUUCACCAAAUAUUCAAAUGCUUAUAUGCUGGUGUAUAUACGGGAAGCUGACAAGGAAAAAGUUGUAUGCAAUGUGGAUGAGAAAGACAUUGCUGAGCAUUUAAGGGAGAGGUUGAAGAAAGAACAGGAGGAAAAAGAGCACAAAAAGAAAGAAAAGGCUGAGGCUCACCUAUACACUAUCAUAAAGGUGGCAAGAGAUGAAGACCUUGGAGAACAGAUUGGAAAGGAUAUAUAUUUUGAUCUUGUAGACCAUGACAAAGUGCGGAGUUUCCGUGUCCAAAAGCAGACACCAUUUAAUGUUUUCAAGGAAGAGGUUGCUAAAGAGAUUGGCGUACCAGUCCAAUUCCAGCGCUUUUGGCUAUGGGCAAAGCGUCAAAACCAUACAUAUCGUCCUAAUCGUCCAUUGACACACAUUGAGGAAGCACAAACUGUUGGACAAUUGAGAGAGAUAUCGAACAAGGUUCACAAUGCAGAAUUAAAAUUGUUUUUGGAAGUGGAACAUGGGCCGGAUUUAUGUCCCAUUGCACCACCAGAGAAGACAAAGGAUGAUAUAUUACUUUUUUUCAAGUUAUAUGAUCCUGAAAAAGAGGAACUGCGUUAUGUUGGCAGACUCUUUGUGAACAGUAUUGGCAAGCCAUCAGAAAUCAUAACAAGGUUAAAUAAAAUGGCUCGUUAUGAUCCUGAUGAAGAGAUUGGACUUUAUGAGGAAAUUAAGUUUGAACCAAAUGUAAUGUGCGAGCCUAUUGACCAGAAAUCAACAUUUCGAGCAAGCCAGCUUGAAGAUGGAGAUAUUAUAUGCUUUCAGAAGGUUCUUGCUAUAGAUAAUGAGGAACAUAUCCGCUAUCCUGACGUGCCUUCUUACUUAGAAUAUGUGCAUAAUCGCCAGGUUGUUCACUUUCGGUCUCUAGAUAAACCAAAGGAAGAUGACUUCUCCCUAGAGAUGUCAAGGCUUUUUACAUAUGAUGAUGUUGUGGAGAGAGUAGCUGAACAACUUGGUUUGAACGAUCCAUCCAAAAUCAGGCUCACCCCACACAACUGCUACUCUCAACAACCUAAACCACAGCCUAUCAAGUACCGAGGGGUGGAACAUUUAUCUGAUAUGCUGGUUCACUACAAUCAGACAUCGGAUAUAUUGUACUAUGAAGUACUUGACAUCCCUCUGCCAGAAUUACAAGGUUUGAAAACUCUGAAAGUUGCAUUUCAUCAUGCUACCUCAGAUGAAGUGGUUAUACAUACCAUCAGACUCCCAAAGCAGAGCACUGUGGGAGAUGUCCUUGAUGAUCUUAAAACAAAGGUUGAGUUGUCUCGCCCUGAUGCUGAGCUUAGGUUGCUUGAAGUCUUCUAUCACAAAAUAUACAAGGUUUUCCCUCCCAAUGAAAAGAUUGAAAACAUAAAUGAUCAAUACUGGACACUACGAGCAGAGGAGAUUCCAGAAGAAGAGAAAAAUCUUGGUCCUCUUGAUCGUCUAAUCCAUGUCUAUCAUUUUACUAAAGACACAACUCAGAACCAAAUGCAAAUUCAAAACUUUGGGGAACCCUUUUUCUUGGUCAUACAUGAAUGUGAGACUUUGGCCGAAAUUAGAGUGCGAUUACAGAAGAAGCUUCAAGUUCCUGAUGAUGAGUUUGUCAAGUGGAAGUUUGCCUUUUUUUCAUUAGGGCGACCAGAGUACCUCGAGGACUCUGACGUUGUAUCAAGUCGCUUUCAGAGAAGAGAUGUAUAUGGUGCUUGGGAGCAGUAUCUUGGCUUGGAGCAUACUGAUAAUGCUCCUAAAAGAUCAUAUGCUGCUAACCAGAAUCGUCACACAUUUGAGAAGCCAGUAAAGAUUUAUAAUUAG
Lathyrus sativus (Indian pea) is the source of this 3369-nucleotide messenger RNA. The record is from the annotation of a GenBank genome assembly. NCBI's taxonomy places the organism in Eukaryota, Viridiplantae, Streptophyta, Magnoliopsida, Fabales, Fabaceae.